Messenger RNA from Dendrobium catenatum, 1469 nucleotides. Its product is annotated as 3-dehydrosphinganine reductase TSC10A. The coding region runs from base 145 to 1140 and encodes 331 amino acids. The record is from RefSeq and is a predicted model, not a curated record. NCBI's taxonomy places the organism in Eukaryota, Viridiplantae, Streptophyta, Magnoliopsida, Asparagales, Orchidaceae. The transcript is spliced from 3 exons. Gene Ontology annotation, biological process: sphingolipid biosynthetic process. Gene Ontology annotation, cellular component: endoplasmic reticulum membrane. Gene Ontology annotation, molecular function: 3-dehydrosphinganine reductase activity.
UAAUGAAUAAAGCAGCCGCCCAGUCCAUUCCAACAGCCGGCCGUGUCCUUACCGGCGACUUUCCAUCAUUUUAAUAUCUCCUCUUAUCCGAGCAAUGCGUCCCAUCUCCACAGGAUACACAAAUUCCCCACAUCCUUGACAUCCAUGUCUUCCUCUCUUUUUUCUCCCCUCCUCCUCAUCAUCAUCGUCCCUGUUUCCGCCCUCCUCAUCUUUCUCGCCCUAAUCACUCGCCCCCGCCCCACCCGCAUUCCCAUCAAAGGUCGACAUGUCUUCAUUACCGGCGGAUCAAGUGGCAUAGGCUUCGCCAUUGCCCGCCUCGCAGCCGCCGAAGGCGCACGGGUCUCCAUCCUCGCUCGUAACCGCCAGCGCCUAGACGAGGCUCGAGAUUCCAUCCGCCUCGCCACUGGCGUGGAGGUUGGCGUUUACAGUGUCGAUGUGCGAGAUGCCGAAGCGGUGGCUCGUGCGAUCGAGGUGGCGGGGCCAAUCGACGUGUUGAUAUGUAAUCAGGGCGUGUUUACGCCGCAAGAGCUUGAGAAGCAGGAGAUGGAUGAGAUUAAGUUUAUCGUGGAUGUGAAUUUGAUGGGCACGUUCCACCUCAUUAAGGCUGCUCUCCCAAACAUGAAGCGGAAGACGAGAGAGACUGGCCUUCCUUCCUCUAUCGCGAUCAUGUCCGCACAAGCUGGCCAGGUGGGCGUCUAUGGUUACACGGCAUACUCAGCAAGCAAAUUUGCACUUCGAGGAUUGUCAGAGGCAUUGCAGCAUGAGGUCAUUGCAGAUAACAUUUUUGUUUCUUUGAUAUUUCCUUCAGACACCGACACCCCGGGUUUUUCUGAAGAGCUUCGGAGAAGACCUGAGAUAAGCAAAAUAAUUGCUGCAUCGUCUGGUGGAAUGAAGGCAGAUGAUGUUGCCAAAAUAUCUUUGAAUGGCAUCAAAGCGGGAAGAUUUAGCAUUCCUUGCAACUUUGAGGGAACCAUGCUUUCUAUUGUCACUGCUGGUUUGUCACCUCAGAGUUCAUUCAUGGCAGCAUUCCUGGAGAUUUCUUUUGCAAGCUUCAUGAGAUUUGUAGCUUUAUGUUUCCAGUGGAACUGGUUCUCUUCUAUAGAGAAGUGGCAUGCCAAAAACUAUAGCAAGCAGAAUUAGACUUUUUGAAUGCCUGGAGUUUGAUUUGAAGAAGUAAACAAAAGGAUCAAAAUCUCAAGUUAGCAGCAGCAGGCUUUUAAUCAAAAUGUUAAGGAUUUGCUAGAAUUCAUUCUUCUUUUUCGUCAUUUUGUGUUAUGUUCUUUGGGAUUAUAUCCAGCAACGUUUUUAAGUAUUUACAUUUUACCUUUCGUUUUAGUAAUUUGAUAGUGCUUCUAAGAAGUCAGUUUCCGUUGUUCCUCCCUCUUCGCUCUCUCUUAGUUCAUAAUUUCACAUGGACUGAAAAUAUUAGUUCAUAAUUUCACAAGGUUUUCACUGUUGUUUGUUUUCUA